AUGGCAGCUCAGGUGACACUUGAGGAUGCGCUGUCCAAUGUGGAUCUCCUGGAGGAGCUGCCACUGCCUGACCAGCAACCCUGCAUUGAGCCUCCGCCUUCUUCACUGCUGUAUCAGCCAAAUUUCAACACUAACUUUGAAGACAGAAAUGCAUUUGUUACUGGUAUUGCAAGAUAUAUUGAGCAGGCCACCGUUCAUUCUAACAUGAAUGAGAUGCUGGAGGAGGGCCAGGAAUAUGCUGUCAUGCUAUACACCUGGAGGAGCUGCUCCAGGGCCAUCCCACAGGUGAAAUGCAAUGAGCAGCCUAAUAGAGUGGAGAUUUAUGAGAAAACUGUGGAAGUCCUUGAGCCAGAAGUCACAAAACUGAUGAACUUUAUGUACUUCCAGAGAAAUGCCAUUGAGCGUUUCUGUGGGGAGGUGCGUCGCUUGUGUCAUGUAGAGAGAAGGAAGGACUUCGUGUCUGAGGCCUACCUGCUGACCUUGGGCAAGUUCAUCAACAUGUUUGCUGUGCUCGAUGAGCUGAAGAACAUGAAGUGCAGUGUGAAGAAUGAUCACUCAGCUUAUAAGAGAGCUGCUCAGUUUUUACGGAAGAUGGCGGAUCCACAGUCCAUCCAGGAGUCACAGAAUUUGUCCAUGUUUCUGGCCAACCAUAACAAGAUCACACAGUCUCUGCAGCAGCAGCUUGAAGUGAUCUCUGGUUAUGAAGAACUCCUUGCAGACAUUGUAAAUUUGUGUGUGGAUUACUAUGAGAAUAAGAUGUACUUGACACCCAGUGAGAAACACAUGCUGCUUAAGGUUAUGGGCUUUGGUUUAUACUUGAUGGAUGGAAGUGUCAGUAAUAUCUAUAAGUUGGAUGCCAAAAAGAGAAUCAACUUACCUAAAAUUGACAAAUAUUUCAAGCAGCUCCAGGUGGUUCCAUUGUUCGGAGACAUGCAAAUAGAACUGGCAAGAUACAUAAAGACCAGUGCCCACUAUGAGGAAAAUAAAUCUCGGUGGACGUGCACAUCUUCGAGUAGCAGUCCUCAGUACAACAUCUGUGAGCAGAUGAUUCAGAUCCGAGAGGACCACAUGCGCUUCAUCUCAGAGCUGGCACGCUACAGCAACAGCGAGGUUGUUACAGGAUCUGGCCGCCAGGAAGCACAGAAGACAGAUGCUGAGUACCGCAAACUCUUUGACUUGGCUCUGCAGGGUCUGCAACUCCUGUCUCAGUGGAGUGCACACGUGAUGGAAGUGUAUUCAUGGAAACUAGUGCACCCAACAGAUAAGUACUCCAACAAAGACUGCCCUGACAAUGCUGAGGAGUAUGAGCGAGCUACACGCUACAACUACACUAGUGAGGAGAAAUUUGCCCUGGUAGAGGUGAUUGCCAUGAUUAAAGGUUUGCAGGUCUUGAUGGGUCGAAUGGAAAGUGUGUUCAACCAUGCCAUCCGGCACACGGUCUAUGCUGCCCUGCAGGAUUUCUCGCAGGUGACGCUCAGGGAGCCACUUAGGCAGGCCAUCAAGAAGAAGAAGAAUGUCAUCCAAAGAAAAUAUUUAUUCAGUCAGCAAAAUUUCACGUUGUCUAAUGCCAACAUAUGUGAAGCUUAUGCCACAGUGGCCUUUGAUCAGUUCUGUAAAGCUCUCUACAUGGUGCGAACUAUGGCAGAGUCCUUGAGCUCUGCUGAGCUGUUGUGGCAGCUCAAGUCUUUGGGGAUGGAAAGGCUCUUGCAUGUGGUAAACGCGUUUCUGAGGCAGUCCUACAUGUAUCCGCCUCUUUUAACCUUUGGUGAGACACUGCAGCAGUGCUGUGACCUCUCGCAACUGUGGUUCAGAGAGUUCUUCUUGGAGCUGACAAUGGGCAGGCGAAUCCAGUUUCCCAUUGAAAUGUCCAUGCCCUGGAUCCUGACAGACCACAUUCUAGAAACCAAAGAGGCAUCGAUGAUGGAGUAUGUGCUCUACUCUCUUGACUUGUACAACGACAGUGCUCACUAUGCCCUCACCAGGUUCAACAAGCAGUUCCUCUAUGACGAGAUAGAAGCUGAGGUGAAUCUUUGUUUUGACCAAUUUGUUUACAAGCUGGCAGAUCAGAUAUUUGCAUAUUACAAAGUUAUGGCAGGAAGUUUACUUCUUGAUAAACGGUUACGAUCAGAAUGCAAGAAUCAAGGAGCAAUGAUCCAUCUCCCACCAUCCAACCGUUACGAGACAUUACUCAAACAGAGGCAUGUGCAGCUCCUUGGCCGGUCAAUAGACCUCAACCGUCUGAUUACACAGCGUGUCUCAGCAGCUAUGUAUAAGUCUUUGGAACUGGCAAUUGGCAGAUUUGAAAGUGAAGACUUGACAUCAAUUGUUGAAUUGGACAGCCUCUUAGAAAUAAACCGCAUGACCCACAAGCUGCUGAGCAAGUACCUGACACUAGACAGUUUUGAUGCCAUGUUUCGCGAAGCCAACCACAAUGUGUCAGCCCCCUAUGGAAGAAUCACUCUCCAUGUUUUCUGGGAGCUCAACUAUGACUUCCUACCCAAUUACUGCUAUAAUGGCUCCACCAACCGGUUUGUUCGGACCGUGUUACCAUUUUCUCAGGAAUUUCAAAGAGAUAAACAGCCUAAUGCACAACCCCAGUAUUUACAUGGAUCAAAGGCUUUGAACCUGGCCUACUCCAGCAUCUAUGGCAGCUACAGGAACUUUGUGGGCCCUCCGCACUUUAAGGUCAUCUGUCGGCUUCUGGGUUACCAGGGCAUUGCAGUGGUUAUGGAAGAGCUGUUGAAGGUUGUCAAGAGCCUGCUACAAGGCACCAUCCUGCAGUAUGUGAGGACACUGAUGGAGGUGAUGCCUAAGAUCUGCCGCCUUCCGCGGCACGAGUAUGGCUCUCCUGGCAUCCUUGAGUUCUUCCACCACCAGCUGAAGGACAUUGUAGAGUAUGCAGAACUGAAGACGGUGUGCUUUCAGAACCUGCGGGAAGUAGGCAAUGCUGUCCUGUUCUGCCUUCUCAUUGAGCAGAGCCUGUCUCUAGAAGAAGUAUGUGAUCUGUUGCAUGCCGCUCCCUUUCAGAAUAUCUUGCCCAGGGUCCACGUGAAAGAGGGAGAGAGGUUGGAUGCCAAAAUGAAGAGACUUGAAUCAAAGUAUGCUCCACUACACCUUGUUCCUCUGAUUGAAAGACUAGGGACCCCUCAGCAAAUUGCAAUAGCAAGAGAAGGGGACUUGCUGACCAAGGAGCGCCUCUGCUGCGGUCUGUCUAUGUUUGAAGUUAUCCUGACUCGAGUUCGGACCUUUCUGGAUGACCCCAUCUGGCGAGGGCCUCUUCCUAGCAAUGGGGUCAUGCAUGUAGAUGAAUGUGCUGAGUUUCACAGGCUCUGGAGCGCAAUGCAGUUUGUCUACUGCAUUCCCGUGGGAACACAUGAGUUUACAGUUGAACAGUGUUUUGGUGAUGGACUCCACUGGGCUGGGUGUAUGAUCAUUGUACUUCUUGGGCAACAGCGACGCUUUGCUGUGCUGGAUUUCUGUUAUCAUCUCCUUAAAGUCCAGAAACAUGAUGGCAAAGACGAGAUUAUAAAAAAUGUGCCUUUGAAGAAAAUGGUGGAGCGAAUUCGCAAGUUCCAGAUUCUGAAUGAUGAGAUUAUCACCAUUUUAGACAAGUACCUGAAGUCAGGAGAUGGAGAGAGCACACCUGUGGAGCACGUGCGCUGCUUCCAGCCCCCAAUCCAUCAGUCCCUGGCCGGCAGCUGA
Messenger RNA from Elephantulus edwardii (Cape elephant shrew), 3702 nucleotides. RefSeq names its product cytoplasmic FMR1 interacting protein 1 (gene CYFIP1). Gene Ontology annotation, biological process: modification of synaptic structure; regulation of actin filament polymerization; lamellipodium assembly. NCBI's taxonomy places the organism in Eukaryota, Metazoa, Chordata, Mammalia, Macroscelidea, Macroscelididae. Gene Ontology annotation, molecular function: RNA 7-methylguanosine cap binding; small GTPase binding. The transcript has 31 exons. The coding region runs from base 1 to 3702 and encodes 1233 amino acids. Gene Ontology annotation, cellular component: synapse; SCAR complex; neuron projection. The record is from RefSeq and is a predicted model, not a curated record.